Halteromyces radiatus is the source of this 2197-nucleotide messenger RNA. RefSeq lists its product as uncharacterized. The transcript is spliced from 5 exons. Gene Ontology annotation, biological process: homocysteine metabolic process. Gene Ontology annotation, cellular component: cytosol. The record is from RefSeq and is a predicted model, not a curated record. Bases 9 to 2132 code for a protein of 707 amino acids. Lineage: Eukaryota; Fungi; Mucoromycota; Mucoromycetes; Mucorales; Cunninghamellaceae. Gene Ontology annotation, molecular function: flavin adenine dinucleotide binding; [methionine synthase] reductase (NADPH) activity; FMN binding.
CAAUUCUCAUGCUGGCCGAAUCGUACUUGAUAUUAUGGGCAUCUCAAACUGGAAGUGCUGAAUGGAUUGCCAAAAACAUUCAUUCAGAAGCAGCUCAACGUGGUUAUAAAGGUACUUGUGUACUUAUGGAUGACUAUGAAAAGAGUACUAUUGAUACUGCUGGUGUUAUUAUCUUUGUCUCCUCCAAUACUGGUGAUGGUGAUCCUCCUGACAAUGCACUCAAAUUUUGGCGCUUCUUAAGAAGGAAUAAGGACAAGAACUAUUUUGCCGAUCGUCAAAUUACUUUGCUGGGACUAGGUGAUACUAAUUACAGCAAUUUUAACAAUACUGUUAAACGUAUUGAAAAGAAGUGUAAAGAACUAGGUGCUACUAUCUUUUAUGAAAAGGGUCUUGCUGAUGAUGCUGAAGGUUUGGAAAAUGUAGUAGAUCCUUGGAUUGAAAAAUUAUGGGAUGCUUUACCAAAGGUUUUGGAAUCUUCUGGCGCUCCUGCUGAAACAUCCAUUGAUAAAGUGACUGAAACUCUCAAGACGACAACCAUUUCUAAUUCUACCACCCCUGAUCAGCCAGUUGAUCCAUAUUCUAUGAAGGGUCGCAAAACAACCUUACCUAAUGGUGUGGAAAAGUAUUUGGAUUUACCCAAUUCUCUCGUUGAAAAAAAGACAAUCAAGCAAGUUAAGACUGGAAAGGCAUUGGAACUGGAUUAUUCUGGUCUAGUUCCUGGUAUCAAAUUGACAAAUUUACCCAAGGCAACUGCUCCUACUGCACAAUGGACUUCUUUGGCUCAAACUAUUUCUUCUCCGUUGGUUCCAGGUCAGGUACCUGAAUUUGUUGUCACGCCUACUCCUCUGGUAUAUGCUCCUAUAUCUUCUGUGAAAUGCUUGACGACAGAUGAUGCAGUGAAACGAACUUUAUUAAUGGAACUCCAAAUCGAUGACGAAGAACUUAACUUUGAACCUGGUGAUGCUUUUGGUGUGAUUGCUCCUAAUGAUGAAGAAUUGGUUCAUGCAUUGAUUGCUAGAUUGGCUCCCUCUAUAACUGAUGGGUAUGAAACUUUACAUGAUGUCAAUGGUGAAAAUUUACCUAGUCAUUUACAAAAAGCAAAAUCAGUGACAAUGGCGGAUAUUCUACGAUACGGUGUGGAUCUCACUAGUAGUCCUCGUAAAGCCUUAUUACGCAUGUUAGCCGAUCACACGACAGAUGUGGAUGAAAAAACACGAUUGAUGUAUAUUUGUAGCAAACAAGGACUCAGUCAAUUCAAUGCAGUGCGUGAUCAAACACCAACACUUUUGGACAUUUUGACGACAUUCCCUUCUUGUCAACCUCCUGUGUCUCGUUUAUUGGAUUUGUUACCACCUCAUCAACCUCGCUAUUACUCUAUGGCCAGUUCACCUUUGAAACAUCGAGGAAAGCUGCAAUUUGUGUUUAAUGUAGUGGAAUAUACAACAGAAAAAGGUGUACAACGUCAAGGUGUAGCGACUCCAUGGUUAGAUAUACUUUCCGGCAAAGUACCCUUCAAGAACCAAGUUACCGAUAAUAAUAAUAAUAAAGUUCUCGAUUCUGUCAAGAUCCCAAUCUUUACUCGUCCCAACAAUGCCUUUGUCUUACCCAAAGAUACAACUCGACCUCUCAUCCUUGUCGGCCCUGGUACUGGUAUUGCACCUCUGCGUGGUUUUGUUCAACAUCGACAAGCUCAACGAUUGAUUCGACAAAAGAUGGGUGGUGUUGGUUCACAUCCCAACCGAGAUAUUCUAAAGGAAUUUGGCUCUAUUCAUGUUUAUGAUGGUUGCAGGGAUCGCUCCAAGGACUAUCUGUUUGAAGAAGAAUGGGAUGCGUUUGUCAAGGAUGGAACAGCUACUUCAGUGAAAUUGGCCAUCAGCCGACCUCAAGAUAUCAGUAACAAAAUGUAUGUACAAGACUUGAUGAAGCAAGAUGGUGCGUUUCUCUAUGAUCUUAUUGUGAACAAGGAUGCAGCAAUCUAUGUCUGUGGUGAUGCAAAGGGAAUGGCAAAGGGUGUCAAUGAUUGCUUGGUGGAUAUCCUUGGUCAAUAUGAACAGAUGGAUGCUUUGGCUGCGAACAAGAAACUAAUGGAAUGGAUGACAACUGGAAAAUACCUUCGUGACUUGUGGGCCUAGAUGUGUGAUUUUUUUUUUUUAUAGAUUAGAUAGAGUAGAUAUUGUUUGUAUUCUUUUUUUUUUUU